This is a messenger RNA of Humulus lupulus (European hop), 2628 nucleotides long. RefSeq lists its product as uncharacterized. NCBI's taxonomy places the organism in Eukaryota, Viridiplantae, Streptophyta, Magnoliopsida, Rosales, Cannabaceae. The transcript has 4 exons. The coding region runs from base 196 to 2448 and encodes 750 amino acids. Gene Ontology annotation, molecular function: protein binding. The record is from RefSeq and is a predicted model, not a curated record.
CCCUCCCUGUGUCUCUGGCGCUCACUUAUUUCAACUUCUUCUUCUUCUCUCCUCGAGCUUCGCGGCCGUUUCAAACGAAGAGAGAGAAAUAAAGAGAGAGACUCAGUUUUAGUGAGAGAAACGUAUGCUCUUCUUCUUUUUCAAGUGAAGAGUGAGAGAGAGCUAUCGUCGAGCUCCAUACUUCAUCGCCGGAAAAUGACGGUCUUCUCCGGCAGCAAACAGGUCUUUCCGGUGGACUACGAGGCUGAAAUAUCGAAACGCCUUCUCGAAGCUUCGUUAUCUGGCGAUCUGAAAUCCGCACUCGACUGUAUCGCUGAUCCGUUAGUCGAUGUCAACUUCGUCGACGCUGUGUUCCUCAAGACCAGGAAAACUGAGGUGAUUUUGCAAGAUGAAUCGGCAAGUGAAGUCCGUGUCGAUUACGAGGAGUUCAGAACCGAUGUCACGGCUCUUUUUCUUGCUGUUCAUGCUGGAAAUGUUGGUUUGGUGAAGAAUUUACUGAGCAUUGGAGCCGAUGUAAAUCAGAAACUAUUUAGGGGCUUCGCGACAACAGCAGCAGUAAGGGAGGGCCACCUUGAGAUUCUUGAAAUCUUACUGAAAGCUGGGGCUUCUCAGCCAGCUUGUGAGGAAGCUCUAUUAGAGACAAGCUGUCAUGGACGUGCUAAGUUUGCUGAGCUGCUAAUGGCUUCGGACCUAGUUAGGCCCCAUGUUGCUGUGCAUGCCAUGGUCACAGCAUGCUGCAGGGGGUUUGUCGAUUUGGUGGAUGCUCUCAUCAAGUGUGGUGUAGAUGCAAGUGCAGCAGAUAGGGUGUUGCUCCAAUCAUCAAGACCUUCCUUGCACGCCAAUGUUGACUGUACUGCACUAGUUGCCGCAGUUAUUAGUAGGCAGAUCUCCAUUGUUCGUUUGCUGCUACAGGCUGGUGCUAGGACAGACAUCAAAGUACCAUUAGGAGCAUGGUCUUGGGACACAGCUACAGGGGAAGAGUUUCGGGUUGGAGCUGGACUUGCAGAGCCUUAUCCUGUCACCUGGUGUGCUGUUGAGUACUUCGAAAGUAGUGGUGCCAUCUUGCGAAUGCUCCUACAACAUCUCUCCCUCCACACCACACACUGUGAAAGAACCCUACUUCACCAUGCCAUCUUAUGUGGCAAUGCAGGAGCUGUAAGCGUGCUCUUAAGUUGUGGAGCUGAUGUAGAAUCCCCUGUUAAAACAACUGGGGGUACCAUAUUUCGUCCAAUACACAUGGCUGCACGUCUUGGAUUCUCUACAAUUCUUCAAUGCCUUAUCGACUCUUGUUGUGAUAUAAACUCCAAGACUGGCAAUGGUGAUACAGCUCUGAUGAUUUGUGCAAGAUAUAAACAAGAUGAAUGUCUUAGAUUAUUAGCCAUGGCUGGUGCUGAUUUUGGAGUGGUUAACGUUGAAGGUCAGUCUGCGAGUUCAAUUGCUGGGUCAAAUAGGUGGUUCCUUGGUUUUCAGCAAGCAGUAAUGGAUGUGAUAAAAGCUGGAAAGUUACCGAGCUCCAGCAAUCUUCCUGUCUUCUCACCCUUGAUCUUUGCAGCUCAGGCCGGUAAUAUAGAGGCCUUGGAAGCUCUAAUUAGUUGGGGAGGAUUUAAUGUUGAUUAUCAGGAUGACAAUGGCUUUUCAGCAGUUAUGAUUACUGCUAUGAAGGGUCAUGUGGAAGCAUUUCGCUUCCUGGUCUAUGCAGGAGCUGAUGUAAAGCUGACUAACAAAUUUGGUGAGACUGCAAUUACUCUAUCAGAAUCGAACCAAAAUCACGACCUUUUUGAGAAAGUAAUGCUCGAGUUUGCACUUGAAAAGGGCAAUCGGAAUGCUGGAGGGUUCUAUGCUUUGCAUUGCGCAGCUCGUCGUGGUGAUCUGGAUGCUGUCAAGUUGUUGACAAGCAGGGGUUAUGAUGUGAAUGUCCCCGACGGGGAUGGUUACACCCCGCUGAUGUUAGCUGCAAGAGAAGGCCAUGGUACCAUUUGUCAACUGUUGAUCUCUCAUGGAGCCAAUAUCAAUUUCAAGAAUGAUAGGGGUGAAACCGCACUUGCACUAGCUAGGAAAAAUGGCGGUAUGGAAAAUCAAGUAGAGCAUGUAUUGCUGGACGAAAUUGCUCGUAACUUGGUGAUGGACGGUGCUCGUGUUCAGAAGCACACGAAGGGUGGGAAGGGGAGUCCUCACCAAAAGGAGAUAAAAAUGGUGGGGAAUGCUGGAGUACUAAGCUGGGGAAAAUCGAGCCGGAGAAAUGUGGUAUGCCGAGAGGCAGACGUUGGACCAAGCCCAACCUUCCGUAAGAACAGAAGGAAUAAAGGCGAUGCUGAUGAACCUGGACUGUUUAGAGUGGUGACUAAAGGUAACAAAGAGGUGCAUUUUGUGUGUGGUGGGGGGCUUGAAACGGCACAACUGUGGGUGAGGGGUAUUAAGCUUAUGACAAGAGAAGCUAUUUUUGUUUAGAUGGAGGUGAAAGGUGAUUUUCAACGAAGUAGGAUGUAUAGGCGUUUAGAUGUUUAGAAGAGUACUUUAUCUUGAAGUACUAAUCUUCAUUUCCUUGUAAAGGUUUUGAUCCUUAAUAGUUUUUCUAGUUUGUAAAUCGUUGUCACCUAGUUGAAAAGGAUUUCUUUAUUGGGUAGCUGA